CUUUUCCUAAUUAAUUAUUUAUUUUUUCAUCUCUUUUUGAUUAAUUAACUUCAAAGCGAUUAAUUAAAUGAUCAACUGUUUGCUCUUUGUUUUUAUCUAAAGUAAUAUGUUCGUUUAAGCCUUUUUGUUCCAAUCAACAAGCAACAUUACAAUUCUAUUCUUGUUUAAGACAAAAUCUUAUUUUUCUUGUGUUUUCUAUUCUUUUUUCAUCUCAAUUUUUAAAUCUCUUUCUGUUUUUCGCUCUCUCAUUUUCGUCCGAUGUGAACAUUUCGAAACCAGUGCCUGAAAUCAAACUCACCUUACAAAAAUUUCCGAUAAAAUAAUUUGGUUCCUGGACCCGAAUCUAUAAUUUUUAUACGAAUUUGGAUUCUUGGAUUUUCCUUUUCUCUUGAUCACUUUUCUGGUUUUUGGUUACAAUUUAUAAUGAUGAUAUUUGGCUCUUCCAUUCUAAUGAUUACUUGAUUGGUUUUAAUAAUCAUUAUGAUGAAUCCUCUUUUUCUUUGAUUAUGCUGAACGUUAAAUUACCAAUUCAUCAACUUAAUUGAAGAUCUUUCUUCUCUUCUGUUGAUCUACAUCCUUAUUUUUUUCUCUUCUCUUCCAUUACAACUUCUUCUCCUUGGACAUUCCUCCUCCUCUUCUUGCCUCUUUUCCCACCACCACCAUCAUCAUCACCAGAAGAUCAGCAACAGCAAACAACAUCAUCUUUUAUAAUUGUGUCAAUCUUUAUUCUUUUACAUCAUUUAUCCUCUUGCCUUGUUCUUCUUUUAAUAACUUGUGUUUCAAUCAUAUUUGCCUCUCUCACUUUUUCCUCUUCUUUCCCUUCAUCAUCAUCGCCUGGAAAAGUAGUAAUAAUAUUGUAAUCAACAUCAUCAAUUUUCUUCUCUCUCUCUCUCUCUCUCUCUCUCUCUCUCUCUUCUCUUUCAAUUUAGCCUUACCUUUCCUUUCAACAUUCUGUGUGUAAAUAUAUAUUUUUCUCACUCUAUUAUUGUGCCUGGAAUCAAGUUGUAGAUAAUAUUGUUGAUAGAGAUAAUGGAGAGGAUUUAGAAGCAAAAGAGAAGAGAAAAAAAGACACAUAUACACAGUGAGAGAGAGAGAGAGAGAGAGAAGAGAAGAGAAAAAAACGAGAAAUAAAAAUGAGAAGAUGAGAUCUUUAUGAAUGCUUGAUGAAGAGAGAAAAAUCAUUUUCUUUUCCUCAUUGAGGGAACUUGUGAAUUCUGUAACCACACUUUUCUUCCUUUUCUUCUUUUUCUUCUUCUGCCAUUAUCACCUGUCAAUCAUCUUAAUCAUCAUCACCAUUUUACUUAUACAAUGUUCGGUGUCCCUGGAGCUAAAGGAGUUGUCUCAUCACCUCCACAACCAUGGAUAAGAUUUAAUGAUUCACCUACACCAUUGGAAAGUCCAUUAGCCCAUCAACCACCUCUUUCCCAUCAAUAUAAUCAAUCAUCAUAUCAUCAACAACAAACACAACAACAACAACAACAACAAUCACAACCACAAUCCAAAGUAUCAUCAUUAUCACCUCCACUUUCUGAUAAUUUUUCACCCAAUGAGAAUAUUAAUCUUUCCAAUGGAAUACAAUUAGCUAAUUUUGAUUUUAAUGCUGCUUCCAUUGAAAAAGAUCCUAAAAUAUUACAUCCAGUUGCUCUUCGUGUCUCACCUGAUGGACAAUUGAUUACAUAUGAUCCCUCGGUUAACAACAGUGGCAGCAACAGUAGCAGCAGCAGCAGUAGUAAUGGUAACCAUUUUAAUACCACCAACGGUAGUGGUACCAGUGUAAAUAGCUCUUGUAGCAUCGGUGGUAGUAAUAGUAGUAUAAUUAACAAUUGUGGUCCAUCCUCAUCAAUAUUUCUUAAAAGCCUUCCGUCAACAACCUGUCAACAUCAUUCAGCUCAACAGCAACAACAAGAAUCUUCAACCAGUUUGAUCCAAUCAACGGCAAGCCAAUCAUUCCAACCGUUAAGCGGUAAAAAGGAUCUCCUUCUUGCACCUCCGCCACCGCCACGACCUCACCGAAGACCUGGACAUGCUCGAAGCUCAUCACUUGAUCUCAAUUGUUUGGAGAAAAGUUUACCCUCUAUCAGCGGCAAUCAAGGCCGUAAAUUAAUUACCAAUUGUCUCUCAAAUUUACCUUCUAAUAACGCUCUUGGACUGACCAAUUUACCUCCAGGAGUUGACAGGAAAGGAGCAUUCACCGUCUAUCGGAAAACUCAGAAAGAUCAUUCAUCAACAAUUAGGGAAUCAACAUCGCCAUCAACCAAAGGAAGCAAUAAAUGGUUGGAAAUUUUAAAAGCUAAAUAUCAUCCACCUAAACCUGUUCAAAUGCCAAGAAGUAUUUAUGACUUUUUUCAGAACAAGGAAUUGGUUGAUUAUAUUCAGGAUCUUCAGGAACGUUGCUAUCGCCUGGAAACCAUGAACAAUGAACUUAUCCACAAAAUGGCCAAUCUGAUGGAGGAUCAAUCAUAUUUUCAUCAUUCUCAUCAUUCAAAUCAUCAUGUUGAUUACAAAAGAUUAUCUAAGUGAUAUAAUUAACAAUUAGUAUACAUCCAAAGUCGUUGAGCUUACAAUCACCUGUUUAAAUCAUUCUCACAGUUAAUAAGAGUAAAAAGUUAACUCAGAGAUGUGAUAAUAAUCAAUCUCAUUUAAACGAUGUAAUCAAUUAAGAUGAUCAUUUAAUUAGUAAUCAAAAGCUACCUGAUUAUUUCCUGGACGAAAGAUUGAAACAAUUUGGUCGCAAGCUCAAAGUCUUUGGCUUUAUAAAUGUGAAUGAAGUAAACAAAAUCAGAAAAAAAAGAGAAGACAAAUUAUUAUUAUAUUACCAAAUUAAAAUUAUAUUAUUAAUCUAAAUUACCCUGAACAAUUAUAAGAAUUCACAAUCAGGCAACUAUGUUUAUUAUUAAUCUAAUUGUGAUUUCCUCCUUUCUAUCUCUCACUAUCUCGCUGUCUCUUUGUAAAUCCCUCAAAUUGAUUUAACAAUUAACUUCAUCAAAUCUGAGGAUAGGUGAUAAUCAAACAUAUUAUGAGUCAAUCUUAUAACACAAUUUACAUUAAUUACAAUCAACUUAUAGUCCUUUUCAACAGAUGAAAUAUGAUUCAAUCUAAAAAGCCAAGUAAAUUGUAAUUAUUGCAAAUGCUACGAUAUAUUAUUAUGAAAGACAAAAAGUGUAAUUAAAAAGAUGAUAAUUUAUAUUCACAAUUAA
This is a messenger RNA of Panonychus citri (citrus red mite), 3197 nucleotides long. Its product is annotated as TPR-containing protein DDB_G0280363-like. The transcript is spliced from 4 exons. The record is from RefSeq and is a predicted model, not a curated record. Bases 1309 to 2520 code for a protein of 403 amino acids. NCBI's taxonomy places the organism in Eukaryota, Metazoa, Arthropoda, Arachnida, Trombidiformes, Tetranychidae.